GCCCGACGUCCUUGCGCGAGCAACCGACAACCGGCCAAAAUAGUCAAGGGCCCUUCACAAAUUGCUGGUUUUGCCGCACCUCUGGGCAUUCAUUCAUCUUCCUCUCCUUCUGGCCUCCCUGUCGCCGUCGUCGAUCAAGAAGACAACCACAAAGACGUCUUGAUGCAACAAACAACGCUACCCUAGAUCCUUUCUAUUAUCUAUAUUGUUUCUGGCUUGAAUGUCUAUUUGUCAUCUUUCUCAAGUCAACGAGCAUAACUCAUAACAACAACAACACAAAUCAUCAUCAAUCAGUUCAUUCAUUAUCUCGGGAAAAAUGAAGCCAUCAGAGGGAUCCACCAGCACCGCCAACAACGCUUGCAGCAGUACGGUUAGCAGUAGCAAUAGCAACAGCAGCACUAUUGCUGUUAAGACAGACGAUAGUAGCAAACCCAAGGGGGAUACAGCAAAGCCAACCGUGCCUCCCAGCAACAGCAACAGCAACAACAACAAGCCAAAGGAAGUUAUUCGUGUUAAGGAAGAACACAGGGAUGACACGAACAAAGAUGGGGGAGUGGCAGCACCAAUUGCAGGGGAACACAGCCACAGUCACGGCGUACCAACGCGAGAACCUUCGCGAGACCCUGCGCCAUCAUCGAAGCGAUCGUCCAAGUCCAAGAAGAGCUCUUCAUCUUCGGGUAGCAGCAGUCGUAACACCGCGAGAUAUCCUCAUGAACGAUACCCCUAUCCGAGCAGAGGACCCUACUCGGCACCGGGAAUGCACGGAGGACCGAGAGGCCCACCUCCGCCUCCUCACUAUGGGUAUCCAGGUGGCCCUCCACCUGAUCAUUACAGGGGUCCACCCCCGCCGCCCCAUUUUCAUCAGAUGCCUCCCUUGCAUCAUCAGGGAGGACACUAUGGGGGGCCACCAGGCCCAAAUGGACAUUAUGGACCACCGCCUCCACCCAGCAUGGGCGGGAGGCAUCCAGGAGCAGGUUAUGGCGUGCCUUAUGGUCACUACAUGAGUGGCCCUCCUAUGCCAUACCACGCUGUACCACCUUAUCCAGGAAGCAACCCAUCAAUACCAAUGAAUGAAAACAACUCUAUUUCUUCCAACAAGAGCAAAUCCAGUGCACCAGAUAGAAAAUCCAAGUCACAAAGCUCCAAGAGCGGAGGACGAAAGAAGAGGACAAUAGAUGGUGUGCAUGAAAUUGGUCCGCACCAUCACCACCACCACCAUCAUCACCAUCCUCAAGAUCUGCCGUCCGCAUAUUCCUUUCGUCGUACCAAUAGCUCAGCUAGUUCCAGUACGACAGUGACGGCAGGUAACAACACCAGCUCCGAAACAAAUGCGACUUCUAAUGACGAUAAUAUGAAACGUGAUCGAAUGCACGAACUUCCGCCUCUCUCUCACCCGUCUCACAAUGCUAGCUUCGAAGAGGGUAGCCGACGCUUCGCUCCGCAUCACCGUAGAGAUCACUCGGGUGCAUCCACCACGUCCAGCUUGAGUGUGGGUGGGUUCUCUCUCUCAUCCCAUGAUCGUGGGGCAGGAAGCAUGGAUCAUCCGAUGGGAUCACAUGAUGACGCACCCAUGAUGAAGCAAUCGCCCAAGCGAAGAAAGGGAGAGGAUUCCAAAGUAUUGGUUGUCGACACUGGAAACUGCAGCAGCAACAACAAUAGCAGCAGCAGCAUUGCUCGACACCAACGACCACAAUCGUCGUCUUCGCACUCCAUUGAUGGCACCGAGACCACUCGUUUCGAGCAACUGACAAUGGAAGAUCGCGAGUCAAGACAAAGCAUUGAUGGUGCAAGUCAAGCAAGCGGUGGAGAGAACGGUUCUUCUCUGUUCCUUUCUUUGUCUACUUCGCCAAUAAAUCAUGCAACAGAUAUUGAUGCUACCCCGAUCAGCAAGAACACCAAGAAAACGCCUGCAGCCAAGUCAUCCUCCUCCAAGCAUGAUCCAGAGCCCAACGAAGAGCCAUCGUCUUCGUACAUGAAACAGCAUGCUUCUGUUGCUCGAAAGCCUAGCGCAGACGGCAACUCCAAGAUGAUGGAUCGGCCAACAGAUACACCUACGCCACCUCUUCCCGGUGGCAUGGUGGAGAGCGAGAUGAUGACAGACGAGCAUUCCAUGCUUAAUCGACACCUGCGUGGUCAGUCGUUCACUCCUCUCAACCACAUGGGCGCACUUGGUGACAGUACCAGCGCCGCCGAGUCCCCGUCGAACAUGGGUGCCUUUGGAUCCAUUGCGCCACAAUUGUCGUGGAGCAUUGCUGGAGAUACACCCUCUCUGGGUGAUCUCGCAGAGUGGGAAGAACAUGCGACUUCUUCCAGCGGUGGCCAACUCAAAGAUGAAAAGAAACGGCCCAACUCUACAACUUCUUGCAAUUCCCGAAACAUGGCAAUUAGUCCUCAUUCAUUCUCAAUGUGGAACGAGGACGAAAACAUUAAGAGUCAAAGAAGUGGAGAUGCGGACAGCAUCCGAUUAUCCAUUCUUACCCCGCACUCUGAACUUGGAAUGGCGGAAGGCACAUUGAGUGGCACAACCACUCCCUUGCCCAUCUUCUUUGAUCAACCGUCUUCCGAAGAAAGGGAAAACCGAACGGAACAGUCAUCACGAUCUUCAAGAAAGAAAUCUAGCAAGAGUGGUGACCCCGAGCACAUCCACCAUAUCUUCGUAUCCAAUGGGGGCAGGGGUAGCGCUGAAAAGGGUCCAAAGGGGCAUAUGCACCACUUUUGGUCGAAGGACCAUGGCGCACCGACACCGGUUGGUUCCGGGAUGGACAGUGGGCCGCCAAUGGGUCUGCCACCCACGCCAUUGUUCGCAGCUUCCGAAUUCGGGCGCGACGACGGUUUUGUGAGGAGCCCACUUCACGGGGGAGACAGGCACAGAGACGACUUCUUCCCUUCGAGUGCCAUGUAUGGGCACCCUGGUCAUGAUCGUGUUCGCAGUUUGCGAGGACGAGUUCCUCCUGGGCACCAUCUCGCUCCUAUGCCUCUUCAUAUCCCUCCCCCAAUGUCGUCUCAUCUACCAUUGACGUCACCAAUGGGAGUCGGCCCAGGGAAGGCUGGUCUUUGGAGCCCACACCACGGAGGAAUGCCACCACUGGGAAGCCCUCUGCACAUGUCCCCAAUGAACAUGUCGCAGUCAAAGAGGAAGUGCGUUCCUUUGAAACCACCUAUUCCGUCGAAGUUCCAAGGUGACAUUGAGAAAGUCAAGACGGCUCAAGUACCCGAGUUUACCAGUCUGGUCAACUUCCCUGCACACAUGUCUCAAAAACAAGCCGUGAACCUACCCGAUGGCAUGCGCUGUUGCGUGAUGUGUGGACAAGCCUGUCCAUGCUCCUCUGGCAACAAGAACAAGAAGGGAGGAGGUCCAAAGGGUUCAAAGAACAAUGAUGGCAGCCUUGCUCCAAGAAAUAGCAACGGACAAGACAUGAUGGGAGACAAGGGCGGCUACGCAAUCAUUCCCACUCAAAACAAGGGGCUCUGUACUCUCUGCGAUGUCAAUGUAUGGGUUGUGGUCACAACAGGAUUGGAAAUCAAAUGGUGCAAAGGUUGCAAGAAUUUCCGUCCAUGGGCUGCAUUCGGUGAUAAGGGCCUUGCCACCAAGUGUCUUCGAUGCCGUGAGCGCCAACGCGAGAAGUAUGCGCUGCAAAAGGAGGAGAAGGAGAAGGCUCGUUUGGUUGCGAAAGCCGGCAAAAAAUAAAAUAGUUUUGCAACACGGCUCUCACUUGCGAUAUGGUAUCACGGCUCCAUCUUUGGCUCGGGGUCAAGUCAAGACGAAGCCUUCGAUAACGGACUAGCAUUUUCCUCAGCGAACUAUCACCAAAAUAUUAGCUGCCAUCACCAGAAUGGCAUGCAUAAUAACAAACUAAAGAACUAUAUUUGACGUUGU
Seminavis robusta is the source of this 3877-nucleotide messenger RNA. NCBI's taxonomy places the organism in Eukaryota, Bacillariophyta, Bacillariophyceae, Naviculales, Naviculaceae. The record is from the annotation of a GenBank genome assembly.